CUUCUCACCCAUUUUCGAUUUAUAGUACUCUAACAACUCUGUUGAAUGCCGCUUCUGUUUUUGUAUUUAUUACUAAUAAUUCCAUAAAUUUUCCAACAAAAAUGGCUAGCGAGGAUUUAUUUGCCGAAGACUUCUCCGAAGAAAUUAUUUCUGAAUUAGAACAAGAUUAUGUUCAGGAGGCGGACAUUGUUGAACAAGAAGACAUUGGCGGCAAGGAAACCGAGGAGGACAAUGUUGUUGAAGAGGAAUCGACGACCCCGGAUGAAAGUGUGCCGGUCACAACAAACACUGAGGAGGAUCAAACACAAUCCAGCAAGACCAAAACAACAAAUGUCAGCAGUGAGGCGCGACUCUUUCAAUUGCCUUUGACAAGGGUGAGAAAUAUCAUGAAAUUGGAUCCUGAUUUACAUAUUGCCUCCAAUGAAGCUGUAUUUUUGGUAACACGAGCCACAGAACUAUUUAUACAAUCACUGGGUGUGGAAUCGUAUACCUUUACCGCCCAAGCCAAGAAAAAGACAGUGCAAAAACGUGAUGUUGAUUUGGCCAUAGCUGCCGUUGAUAGCCUAAUGUUUUUGGAUGGGGCAAUGAGUUUUUAAAAUUGUUAAAUAAAACAGCAUUUGGUUUUUGUUAGUUUUAAA
Musca domestica (house fly) is the source of this 638-nucleotide messenger RNA. RefSeq names its product DNA polymerase epsilon subunit 4. The record is from RefSeq and is a predicted model, not a curated record. Gene Ontology annotation, cellular component: epsilon DNA polymerase complex; nucleus. The coding region runs from base 102 to 596 and encodes 164 amino acids. NCBI's taxonomy places the organism in Eukaryota, Metazoa, Arthropoda, Insecta, Diptera, Muscidae. The transcript is spliced from 2 exons. Gene Ontology annotation, molecular function: protein heterodimerization activity.